AUGUUGAAUUUCCCUCGGAGCGUCUCACGCUCCAUAGAGGAAGUUGACCAAUGCCGGCGGGCAUCUAUACUGCUGGCCAACGUAGGAGGACUGCUGAACAAGCGGGAUGACCUGGAGUUCUUGAUAUCGUACAAAUCACCAACUAUAGUGGCACUGAAUGAAACGUGGCUUACGGAUGACUUGUCAGACACGGAGGUGGCUAUCUCAGGACGUACCCUAUACUGUGUCGAUGGAUGCUGUAUCCGAGGCGGCGUAGGAGUGGCACAGUACGUGCGCGCGGAUAUAGCCACAGUCCAGCUGGGUUGUCUUAGAGAUCCCGAGGGACAUGGCGAGGGUUUAUUUUGCCGAGCAAAACUCACAGCCAGAGGCUACGAGUCCAGUAGUAUUAUCCACCGGUCUCCAAGAUCAAGUCUUCGAAUUACUCAGUGGGAUGCUCAAAUGGGUUGA
Echinostoma caproni is the source of this 447-nucleotide messenger RNA. NCBI's taxonomy places the organism in Eukaryota, Metazoa, Platyhelminthes, Trematoda, Plagiorchiida, Echinostomatidae. The record is from the annotation of a GenBank genome assembly.